Molecule: messenger RNA, 575 nt
Organism: Effrenium voratum
Lineage: Eukaryota; Dinophyceae; Suessiales; Symbiodiniaceae
Source: the annotation of a GenBank genome assembly
GCUCAAGAUAGAGUCCCAAGCCUCUAGCCGCUGUGCCGCGCUUGGAGAAAAAGAUGAGCCGCCGUGCAGGAUCCGUGGUGGUGUUGGGAGCCCUUGCCUGCCUGGUUUGGGGCCCCAGCUUCACGGGCAGCGUGCCCAGGAGGCAGGAGAGUGCCCUGGCUCGCAUGGCGAGCUCCAAGUGGGUGAACCCUGAGGACCCUGAGAUGUCCCACCCUAGUGGCCUCUACGUGCUGCCCCUGAAGCCCGCGAAGCCGCAGGAGAACUACAUCUACACCUGGAAGAAGGGUGAGGAUGGCUCGAUCGAGGACUACGUCAAGACCCCCUUCAAGGGCCCUGAGCGCGCCGCUGACUACUACACCCAGCGCAAGGACAACGGAGCUUGGGACCACUGGGGCCCGCAGGGUGAAGGCGAGGCAUGAACUACUAGUAUUGAUUUUGCGCCCAAGCUGUGACGCGGGAAGUUUGGUACUGAAUGUAUCUGCACUGUUGCGAUGAUUCCCUCAGAUGGACCACCGCCCAAGGUUCACCGUCACAACUUUUUCAAAGCCGACGUGCCAAGAGAGAGCGUGUCACAG